Molecule: messenger RNA, 1098 nt
Organism: Micromonas pusilla CCMP1545
Lineage: Eukaryota; Viridiplantae; Chlorophyta; Mamiellophyceae; Mamiellales; Mamiellaceae
Exons: 1
Coding region: 1-1098 (365 amino acids)
Source: RefSeq, a predicted model, not a curated record
AUGCGUCCGCGGCACUCGGACCGCGCCAGACGCGCGGCGGAGGACGCGCUCGACGCCGCGAUCGACGAGCUGCGAUGGUGGAAGAGCAAGAUCGCGACGCGAACCGUCCUCUCGGACGACGUCGUCGACGCCGUCGCGUCCGUCGCGUCCGCGCUGCAGGUGGACAUCGCGGCGCUGUCCAGGGCGCUGAACGCGGCGUAUUUGGAUCGUCGUCCCCGGGGGGAGGAGGACGUCGAGGCCGCGAGGCGCGAGGGGACGCGCGACCGACCCGAGGGAGCCGCCGCCGGCGACGCCGCGGCGACGACGACGGAAAAGGAAACCCCCGCCGGCGACGGCGACGACGGCGACGGCGACGGCGACGACGACGAAGAAGAGCCGUGGGCGUUCGCGCACGGCGGCACCGCGCUCGACGCGUCGUUCGCGCGCUCGCGCGGCGGCGGCGGCGGCGGCGCAUCGCCGAUCCAUCGCGUCGACCCGAGAAGGAUCGCGCGCGGACGACGGCUCGGCGCGAAGACGCCGACGGACCCGGGCCCGGACCGCGGCCGAGAACGACGCGUUCGAACGCGGCGGAAGCGCGACCCGAACCCGAUGCACUCUCCCGUGUCGCGCUGGCGCGACGCGGUCGUCGAGCGCGUCGCCGCGCUCGAGGCGAGGGGCGCGACGCGGCGGUUCGACGACCCCGACCCGGCCGCCGCCGCCGCCGCCGACGCCGACGACGCCGACGACGACGCCGCGGACGCCGCGUUCGCCGCUCGCGCCGCGCACGCGUCGCACGUGGACGCGCUCCAGAGCCUGUACGAGGAGCGGCUGAACACCGCGGUGAUGUUCUUCGCGGGGCGGAAGGUCGCGUCUCGAGCGCUGGAGGCGUCGAUGGCCGCGCGCGACGCCGCGGCGGCGUACGAGGCGGCUUCGAGAGCGUCGGGCGGCGGCGGCGGCGGCGGCGGCGGCGGGGCGAGGGCGAACCGCGCGAGAGAGAGAGGUGCGGGCGGCGCGCGGCGCGGGAUGGAUCAGGUUAAGAUCACGGACGCGGCGUUCGUGUACCCGGGCGAGCGCGUCCACUGCGUCGGCGACGGGGGGGAGGUAGCCGAGCGCGUUUGA